UUCACUAGGCUUACCUAUAGAAAUGGGAGGAUUUAGGACUGACCAAGUACUUCAAAUUAAGAUGCGCAAGACUGAUGGAAAAUUUCCACCCAAGGAUUUGCAGAAUGGGGGGAAGAUUGAGGAUGGGGUUUUAUUAGAGGAGUUGCAGAAUGGGGGAAAGAUGGAGGAUGGGGAUGUAUCAGAGGAGGACUAUCAAAGGGGUACUUGGAGCCACAAGCUGGAUUUCCUGUUGUCUGUGAUUGGAUACUCAGUGGGUGUGUCUAACAUCUGGAGAUUUCCAUACUUGUGUAUUAGGAAUGGAGGAGGAGCCUUCCUGAUUCCGUUUUUCUUCUUCCUGAUCUUCUGUGGAAUUCCCCUGUACUUCCUGGAGCUAUGUUUAGGACAGUUCUCGGGAGUCAGCUCCAUAUUUGUGUGGAAGCUCUGUCCAUUGUUCAAAGGUUUAGGAUUUUUGAUGGUGAUCGUAUCAGCUUUGAUGUCAUGGUACUACAUCACUGUGAUAGUAUGGGUGCUGUACUACCUCGUCAAUUCCUUCUUUGACCCAUUGCCAUGGUCAGUCUGCACAGAGAGCUGGAACACUGAAUACUGCAUCGAGUCCAGGGCCAAAGCAGCUGGUAAUGUCACAAUAGCAGCAGCCAAUUCAUCAUUUUACAAUAUCACAGGGAUGACCAGGUCUGGAUUUCAGAAUGGCACAUUUACUACUAGUGCUACAACACAAUCAGAACUUCAGAAUACCUCCCCUGUUCUCACUAACAGUGCUCUAGCCAAUGUUACCAUAACUGGGACAGGGUAUAGUAUUCAGGAUAUAAUCAAAGAUUCACCAACAGCAGCCAAGGAAUUCUGGCAGCGUCGAGUGCUGAGAAUUUCCAGUGGUUUUGAUAAUCCAGGCUCAGUAGAACCUCACCUCAUAAUUGGCUCAUUAGUGGCCUGGGUGCUUGUCUUUUUCUGUCUUAUGAAAGGUGUCAAAUCUGUUGGAAAAGUUGUAUAUGUGACAGCAGUGUUGCCCUAUAUUUUGCUCACUGUAUUCUUGAUCAGAGGCCUAAUGCUGGAGGGGUCAGUUGAUGGCAUUAUGUAUUAUCUGACCCCUGACUUCUCAAGACUGUCAGAUUUUCAGGUGUGGCUUGAAGCUGGAAUUCAGGUCUUCUACUCCUUGGGGCCAGCAUGGGGAGGACUCAUCACAAUGUCUAGUUACAACAAAUUCAAUAACAACUGUUUUAGAGAUGCAAUCAUUGGAAGCUUGGCUGAUGGACUGACAAGUUUUUAUGCUGGUUUUGUCAUUUUUACCGUACUGGGCCAUUUGGCGGUUGUGACAGGAUUAAAAAUCAGUGACAUGGCUGAUUCAGGUCCAGGACUGGCCCUUGUUGUAUACCCUGAGGCCAUGUUGUCCCUUCCUUUUCCUCAUCUGUGGGCUGUGCUCUUUUUUCUGAUGCUAUUAACUUUAGGAAUAGAUAGUCAGUUUGGAACCUUUGAAACAGUGUCCAGUGGUCUUGUUGAUGCAUUCCCUCAGUAUUUUGGUGGAAGGAAAACUCUUUUGACAGCUGGACUGUGUGCCAUUAUGUUUAUUUUGGGUCUACCUUUUACUACCAGUGGAGGGAUGUAUUAUUUUCAAAUUGUUGAUUGGUAUGCAGCCUCACUCUGUGUCACAUUGACCUCAUUCCUAGAAUGUGUCAUAGUUGGCUGGAUUUAUGGUGCUGAUAGAUUCAGUAAAGAUGUGAAGAUGAUGCUAGGAAUGGAGGUGAAUGUGGUUAUACGUGUCUGUUGGUGUAUCAUCACACCUCUUGUUAUGUUGGCAGCUUUCAUUAUAACCCUGACAAACUACCAGCCCCCUACCUAUGAGGGAUAUGAAUACCCUAUACACGCCCGUGUUAUAGGCUUCCUUCUCUCUCUCAUUCCACUGGUUCCAUUACCAGUAACAGCCAUUUAUUACUUCUCCAAGACAAAUGGAACUUGUUUACAGAGAUUAAGAAAACUCACCCAACCAUCAGCUGAUUGGGGUCCUCAUUUAAAUAAAUACAAGAGAGAGUACCAGGAAAACCUACAGAACACUCCUGAUGAGGCACCUCUCCUCCUCACUGCCAAAAGGAACCUCCUCGGGAAUCUUGUUAGAUGAUCUUAGUGCUUUUUGAAGGAUUUAUUUUCCGGCUUUCUGUUGUGUUUCAUAAAUUACUUGUCGAUGAAUUGUUAUAAUGGAGUCCUAUAUACAUAGAUUUAAUCAGAAAAUUUUCUGUCAAAACUGAAAGCUUCUGCAAAAGUGUUGUGUAUUUUGGCUUUUGUUGUGAAACUAUUGUCAUCAUAUUCACCAGCAAAGUCACCUGGUUUCUUAACCAUUUCAGAUGGAGAAAAUGUUCAAAGAUAAGUUAACUUAAAUAUAUUGAAUGAAAACUAAGAAGUUUACAGUUGUAAAUGUUCUGUUUUGUUGAAUAUGAUUUAUAACUGGAAACUGAAUUCCAUGUAACUAUAUAAAUUUAAUAAAUCUACAGAUCCAAA
Saccostrea echinata is the source of this 2484-nucleotide messenger RNA. RefSeq names its product sodium- and chloride-dependent glycine transporter 1-like. Gene Ontology annotation, cellular component: membrane. The transcript has 14 exons. Gene Ontology annotation, biological process: sodium ion transmembrane transport. Lineage: Eukaryota; Metazoa; Mollusca; Bivalvia; Ostreida; Ostreidae. The record is from RefSeq and is a predicted model, not a curated record. Bases 23 to 2107 code for a protein of 694 amino acids.